Molecule: messenger RNA, 5051 nt
Organism: Castor canadensis (American beaver)
Lineage: Eukaryota; Metazoa; Chordata; Mammalia; Rodentia; Castoridae
Source: RefSeq, a predicted model, not a curated record
GACAGUAAAAAUCCCAGAUUCAGCUGACGGUCUUGGAUUCCAGAUCAGAGGAUUUGGUCCUUCUGUUGUGCAUGCGGUGGGAAGAGGAACUGUGGCUGCAGCAGCUGGCCUUCACCCUGGACAAUGCAUUAUCAAAGUAAACGGAAUCAAUGUGAGCAAAGAGACUCACGCCAGUGUCAUUGCACACGUGACAGCCUGCCGGAAAUACAGGCGGCCAAUGAAGCAAGAUUCCAUACAAUGGGUUUAUAAUAGCCUUGAGAGCGCUCAAGAGGACCUCCAAAAGUCUGUCUCCAAACCCCCUGGAGAUGAAGCAGGGAGUGCUUUUGACUGUAAAGUAGAAGAGGCAAUUGACAAGUUCAACACCAUGGCCAUCAUUGAUGGGAAGAAGGAACACGUGAGUCUGACAGUGGAUAAUGUGCACCUGGAGUAUGGGGUUGUGUAUGAGUAUGACAGCACGGCUGGGAUAAAGUGCAAUGUGCUGGAGAAGAUGAUCGAGCCCAAAGGGUUCUUCAGCUUAACUGCCAAGAUUCUUGAAGCCUUGGCUAAAAGUGAUGAUCAUUUUGUACAAAACUGUACCAGCUUUACUUCUCUAAAUGAACUGAUUCCCACUGAUCUUCAGAGUAAAUUCAGUGCUAUGUGCAGUGAAAGAAUCGAGCACAUAUGUCAGAGAAUAUCCAGUUAUAAAAAGUUCUCUCGUGUGCUGAAGAACAGGGCCUGGCCUACCUUUAAACAGGCCAAAGCCAAGAUCUCUCCACUGCACAGCAGUGAUUUCUGCCCUACCAACUGCCACGUUAAUGUGAUGGAAGUUUCUUAUCCUAAAACAUCAACGUCCCUGGGGAGUGCAUUUGGUGUUCAGCUGGAUAGUAGGAAACAUAACUCUCCUGAUAAGGAGAGUAAGUCUGAACAAGGGAAACUGAGUCCUAUGGUGUACAUUCAGCACACAAUCACGACCAUGGCAGCUCCUUCUGGUCUGUCUCUGGGACAGCGAGAUGGCCAUGGGCUCCGGUAUUUGUUGAAGGAAGAAGAUUUAGAGACCCAAGAUAUCUAUCAGAAACUGCUGAGCAAACUCCAGACUGCACUGAAAGAGGUGGAGUUAUGUGUUUGUCAAAUAGAUGACCUUCUGUCUUCAAUAACAUAUUCUCCUAAAUUGGAGCGUAAGACAUCAGAGUGCAUAAUACCAACAGACAGCGACAAUGAGAGGGGAGAAAGAAAUAGCAAACGAGUUUGUUUUAAUGUAGCAGGAGAUGAACAAGAAGAUUCAGGUCAUGACACCAUCAGUAACAGAGACUCUUACAGUGACUGCAACAGCAACAGGAACUCCACCGCCUCAUUCACGAGCAUCUGCAGCAGCCAGUGCAGCUCCUACUUCCACAGCGACGAGAUGGACUCAGGUGAUGAGUUUCCCCUGAGUGUUCACAUUUCUCGAGAUAAACAGGACAAGAUACACAGUUGCCUGGAGCAUCUUUUCAGCCAGGUGGAUUCAAUUACCAAUCUCCUAAAAGGACAAGCUGUCUUGAGGGCCUUUGAGCAAACCAAGUAUUUCACACCAGGCCGAGGGUUACAAGAAUUCCAACAGGAAAUGGAAGCAAAGCUGAGUUGUCCAAAAAGGUUAAGACUUCACAUCAAGCAAGACCCUUGGAAUCUUCCCAGCAGCGUCCGGGCUCUUGCUCAGAACAUCAGAAAAUUUGUCGAAGCUCAGAUCUCAAUUAGCAGCCACAGAGAUGAGGUAAAAUGUCGGAUACUCUUGGCUCUCCUUGAAUAUUCAGACAGUGAAACACAGCUCCGGAGAGACAUGGUUUUCUGCCAAAGUCUCGUGGCUACCGUCUGUGCCUUCUCAGAGCAGCUCAUGGCGGCCUUGAACCAGAUGUUCGACAACAGCAAGGAGAAUGAGAUGGAAACCUGGGAGGCCAGCAGAAGGUGGUUAGACCAGAUAGCGAAUGCAGGUGUUCUUUUUCACUUUCAGUCUCUACUGUCGCCAAACUUGACAGAUGAACAAGCCAUGCUAGAAGAUACACUGGUUGCACUAUUUGAUUUGGAAAAAGUUUCCUUUUACUUUAAACCAUCAGAAGACGAACCACUGGUUGCAAAUGUUCCUCUUACAUAUCAAGCAGAAGGAAGCCGGCAAGCUCUGAGAAUUUAUUUCUACAUUGAUAGUUAUCAUUUCGAACAACUGCCACCACGGCUGAAAAAUGGAGGGGGGUUUAAGAUCCAUCCUGUUCUCUUUGCACAAGCACUGGAAAGCAUGGAAGGAUAUUAUUAUAGAGACAAUGUUUCAGUGGAAGAUUUUCAAGCCCAGAUAAAUGCAGCCUCCUUGGAAAAGGUCAAACAGUACAACCAGAAGCUCAGGGCAUUCUACUUGGACAAGUCAAAUUCACCACCAAAUUCCACAUCUAAAGCUGCUUAUGUAGACAAGCUAAUGAGGCCUCUCAAUGCUUUGGAUGAACUUUAUCGACUGGUAGCCUCGUUUAUCAGAUCCAAACGCACAGCUGUCUGUGCAAACACAGCUUGCAGCGCCUCUGGAGUUGGACUGCUGUCAGUUUCCUCGGAACUGUGUGACAGGCUAGGAGCCUGUCAUAUCAUCAUGUGUAGCAGUGGUGUGCAUCGGUGCACCCUGAGUGUGACUCUGGAGCAGGCCAUCAUUCUGGCCAGAAGCCACGGGCUACCUCCUCGCUACAUCAUGCAGGCUACAGACGUGAUGCGGAAGCAGGGAGCAAGAGUUCAAAACACAGCAAAGAAUUUGGGAGUCAGAGACCGGACCCCUCAGUCAGCUCCCAGGCUGUACAAGCUGUGUGAGCCCCCUCCCCCAGCUGGAGAAGAAUGAGGAGAAUUCCCAGGGAACAAAGCAAGCAAAAACUUCCGAACACUGACCUAGACAAAGCACAUGUGGUCUCAACAUUCUCCACUGAAAAGAUAAAAAUAUGCCUUUUGAAAAUAUAAAUCUUUCCCCAUAAAUAGCUGAUGUUCAGUUUGUACUUGGGUAUUGAUGCUGGAAAUAGAUAGGAGUUUGGACAAUUCAGCCUCACAAAAUAAUCUCUACAUAUUGACAGUAAAUAUUCGUUAUUAGGUCAAAACUCAUCUGCAAAACUUACAGGAAAACUAUUGGGGUAAAAAAUUUAACUACUGUGCCUCCUCAUUUUUUAAUUUUAUUGUGCUUGUUUUCAGCUUCCUCAAAGGGACACAUAUAGUAAUGGAUAGGGUUUUUUUGAAGAACAACACCAUUCAAAUCAUCAAUUGCAGAGGACAUCGUCCAUGUUAAGGACAUGUAACUGGGUGGCAUGGGUGGUCUGUCCCCCACCUGCAUCAGAAAAGUAUCUGUGUGCAAGGUGGGGAGUGGGCUUCACACCUUCUCCUAAGGACUUCUCCGGAGAGAAGAGAGUGAUAGAGGCCUCCAGCGAGACUUUCUUCCUUGCUUCAGGUACAUUUUGUGCUUGUGGACAAUUCCAGCAAACUGGUGCUGUCCUUGGUCCCUGCGAUGGACCAUGCAUGCUGGUGCUGUACCAUCAGUGACCAUAGGUAGGGAGGAGUGGGAGCCCAGGAAGUGACAAGAAAGGCAAUGAGUGAAGAACAGAAAAAUAAGCCUAAUUUAAAAACUCAAUCUUUAACUUAGAAAUAUACCUACUACUCUUAAUUUUAUGAAGCCUUUCCUAUGAAAUGUCAGACUGUUAAGAGAAUUUACCAUCAUGAGUACAUUUCUAUCAAUUAUGUGAAAAUAAUGUUUAUUUAUUUUACUUUUAGAGGACUGUUAUGAACCUUGAUAAUUUAUGAACACAAGGUAUAUUCUAUCUUCAUUCUAAACUACAUGUGAUGUUUUUAGCAUUGUAAAUACAUUAAUAUUGAUUUUAAAUACAUAACUUUUAAGCUAAUUAAAGCAUUCUUUCUGCGAUUAUAAGAAUUAGAGUCACAUAUUGCUUGAAGACAGGGAUGAGUUCUGAGAGAGGCACCAUUAGGCAAUGCCAUCUUUGUCAGACAUUGUGUAGCACCAUCAUUCUAUGAUUAACCGUGUAAUCUUAGGGACCACCUUUGUGUGUGCUGUCACCAUUGACCAAAUGCCAUUAUGCACCACAAGACUGUCUAUGGAUUUAGUAUAAGUAUGUGAAAUGUUUUUCAUAACUAAAUGUUAAGCAAGCCUUUGUUAAAUUUAUUUAUGAAAUCUAAUAAUGGUUUCAGGCUAUCCUUAAGAAUCUUCACUAACUGUUGUACAUUGAAUAACAAAAAUACAGUGCUACAAAUGUGUUAAAUGUCUAUGUCUGACUAGUCAAGGUAAUGGUAAUUGUUAUUUGGCACAGAAGCACUAAGGCUUUUGUAGUAAGUCCAUCUGUAUGCAACAAUAUGGAAGCCAACAUCAGAGGUUCCAAAGACAAAGCUGAACAUUUUGAAUUUCAUAAAGAUAUGACCUUUAUGUACAUAGCUACAUUAAGUAUAUCCUUAACUUUCAGGGAUUUAACAUUCUUAAUAGUAUCAGCCAGUGACCCUGAAAGCUAAUAAUUUUCUUGCCCUGAAUAUUGGGUAACGUUGAAUGUGAGCUAAUGAGUGAACAGAACUGGUUAACUUGCCAGUACUUUCCAUGUUGUCAUUACUUCACUGUUCUGGUAGUGAUCCUCAUUAGAGUCAUGAAAGGGUCUCCUCAACAAGUCAGUUGUACUUUGCCGUAUUUCAUCAAGAUGUUGCCUGCUAUUGUAGUAUUUAUAACAAAUCUUGAGAAUCUACUCUAUAUAGUAGAAUAUACCUUUAGGGCUAAACAUGAGCAUACUAUCAGUAUGCAUGGCACUUACUAAAUACUUAAAAGUUAGUAGUGGUCUAUAUUAACAUCAGUCACUAUAAUUUUUAUUGUAAUAAAAUUGUAGCUAACACUUUUAAUGUUUACUGAAUGCCCAGUGAUACCUCUGCGUAGCCUGUUGUACACUGUUACAGCUUCACAGACUCCUCACAACAGCAAUGUGAGAUGGUAUUCUUUUUGUUACUCCAUUUCACAGGUGAAGAACUGAAGAAUAGCCCAGUGACUUACACAAAUUCAUGUUAACAAGUGGUAGAGCCAAACUUUAAACCCAGGA